Molecule: messenger RNA, 2325 nt
Organism: Dunckerocampus dactyliophorus (ringed pipefish)
Lineage: Eukaryota; Metazoa; Chordata; Actinopteri; Syngnathiformes; Syngnathidae
Gene: umps
Product: uridine monophosphate synthetase
Exons: 10
Coding region: 76-1539 (487 amino acids)
Biological process (GO): 'de novo' UMP biosynthetic process; 'de novo' pyrimidine nucleobase biosynthetic process
Molecular function (GO): orotidine-5'-phosphate decarboxylase activity; orotate phosphoribosyltransferase activity
Source: RefSeq, a predicted model, not a curated record
CUCGCCUUGAGGAAGUAUACUACAGUGCUGCAGUUACAGCAGUAUCUCUUCUUUUAAGUCAGCUCAGGUAUAAUCAUGGACAACUUCUGCAUCGACAGUUUUAUUCUGAAGCUUCAUGAUGUGAACGCGGUGAAGUUCGGAGAAUAUAAACUAAAGAGCGGCAUGAUGACGCCCAUUUACAUCGACUUGAGGGUACUUGUGUCCCAUCCACGCCUGAUGAAACAGGUGUCAAAGCUCAUGUACCAGAGAGCUCAAGAUGAAGGGCUUCAGUUUGACACAGUGUGUGGUGUUCCAUACACAGCCUUGCCAAUGGCCACUAUUAUCUGCUCCACACAUGAACUGCCCAUGCUUAUCAGGCGCAAAGAGGCCAAGGACUAUGGAACCAAGCGUCUCGUGGAGGGCUCAUUUAAAGCGGGAGAUACAUGUCUCAUCAUUGAAGACACGGUGACCAGUGGCAGUAGCAUCCUGGAAACGGCUGAAGUGCUGUACAAAGAAGGGCUGAAGGUGACAGAUGCCAUUGUGCUGAUGGACAGACAGCAAGGUGCAGUGGACAUGUUGGCGUCAAAGGGAGUCAGGCUCCAUCCUAUCAUCUCCAUGUUCAAGCUGCUCAAUGUGCUGCAGGCCUCCCAACGCAUCGACACAGAGACAGCCCAGAAUGUGCGCAAGUUCAUCUUGGACAAUAACACUUUUAGAUCUGAGGAGGAGAAUGGAAUUCACGUCCCCGUUUCAAAGAAGCAACGUGUGGAACAAAACCUGCAGCUGAGCUAUGAAGCCAGAGCCAAACUUCCAAAUGUUCAGCCUUUAGCAUCAAAGCUAUUGACAGUCAUAGUAGAGAAGCAGUCCAACCUCUGCCUGUCUGCUGAUGUUUCAAGCAGCGAGGAGCUGCUCCACCUGGCAGAUACUCUCGGCCCAAAGAUUUGCCUCCUGAAGACCCACAUAGACAUCCUAAAGGACUUCACUGUGGCCUUCAGCCAGGAAUUGCAGGCUGUAGCUGAGAAGCACAACUUCCUCAUUUUCGAAGAUCGCAAGUUUGCUGACAUUGGAAAUACAGUCAAGCAUCAGUAUGAAGGUGGUAUGUACCAGAUCUCCUCGUGGUCCCACAUAGUGAAUGCCCAUGCAGUGCCAGGACCUGGCGUGGUGAGCGGCCUGGCUUCUGUAGGGAGGCCUCUCGGCCGAGGCUGUCUGCUCAUUGCACAGAUGAGCUCGCAGGGCUCACUGGCGACUGGAGAGUACACAAAGGCUGUGGUGAAAAUGGCUGAGGAGCAUUCAGACUUUGUGAUGGGCUUUAUCUGUGGUUCGAAGAUCACAAAGAGGCCUGAGUUCAUCCACAUGACCCCCGGAGUGCAAAUGAAAGCUGGAGGGGAUGCUCUGGGCCAGCAGUACACCACUCCUGAGGAAGUUAUCUACAACAAGGGCUCUGAUGUCAUCAUUGUUGGCAGAGGUAUCCUCGAGGCCUCUGAUAGGCUGGAAGCUGCUGAGGCCUACAGGAAGUCGGGCUGGGAGGCCUACACAAGGAGGAUGGGUCACAGUUGCCAAUAGCAGUGCAACAGUAACCUUCGUACCGCAAUAAUAAUGAGCUUUUGGUGAAGAUCGAUCAUUUUGUCCACUUCUGAUGGCCGCCAGUUCAACAAAGCUGGUGGUUGCACACUGAACCGUUGAACAAAAUUGCUAAACGCCGCUCAUUCAAAUUCUCUUCUUCUCUGGUGCCUUUGGCUUGCUUGAAACGGUUUAUUUCACUGCCUUUGCAGUAUUUCUCAGUAUUCCUGUACGUUUUUCCCCCACUCCCUUUCACAUCACCACUUAUCUUUAUAGAAUUGUUAGAAGCAGACUUACUGUGCAGAACAAGAUCUUUGGCUCAGAAGGGACAGUUCAGUCAUUUUUUGAGUCGAUUGAGUAGUAUCCAUAGAUGAAGUAAUUAGUAUAAGUGUAUAUAUGUAUUAUUAGUAUAGAGUCAUUAGUAAUAACUAUAGUUAUUACUUCAUCUUAAAGUAAUAAGUUAAAGUAAUACCUCAAAUAUGUUCAUAGUUACUCUAGUAACUAUGAACAUGUUUAAUUCCUCCAGCACAGCACAAUAUCUGGUUUGCAGGUUCCAGUCACAUGCAGUAUAUGCACUGACUUGACUGCCUAAUGAGGGAACACUUUAUAUGCACACUAUGUCUUUUUAGAACCUGAAAUAAUGACUUGCAUAUGUUCACAGUGACGUAUGUUUUUCAGUCAACUAUCAUCAUAUAAUCAUGAUUACCGUACAUGUGAAUUGUAAAAGAGGGAGUGCAGAUCUUGUCUCGUCUGCCUGACUUUUUACGUUGUCAACAUAAAAUAAAAAUA